Molecule: messenger RNA, 3054 nt
Organism: Puccinia graminis f. sp. tritici CRL 75-36-700-3
Lineage: Eukaryota; Fungi; Basidiomycota; Pucciniomycetes; Pucciniales; Pucciniaceae
Exons: 21
Coding region: 1-3054 (1017 amino acids)
Biological process (GO): glycoprotein catabolic process
Molecular function (GO): beta-mannosidase activity
Source: RefSeq, a predicted model, not a curated record
AUGCCUCUGAGGUCAGCCAACGUGAGAAAGCGUUUCUUGGCCGCAGCUUCUGGGCAAGGUCCACCCUUGCCGCCCACUCACACCAGCUUGUCAACUUUCAAAUGGUCUCUUGCCAACGCCAACCGCUCAAUCGUCGUGCCUACCCCCUUCUUAAAUCAGCCACACCUUGCACUCAUUGAGGCUGGCCUGAUCGAUGAUCCGAAUAUUGGAUUGAAUGAAGGCACAACCCGGUGGGUUGGUGAAGAAGAAGCCUGGACUUGGGAGACCCAAUUUAAGGUCGAUACUGAUGGUGCAUGGGCAAAGGUGGAGCGCUUUUAUCUUGUAUUCAAUGGUCUUGAUACCUUCUGCGACAUCCAUGUAAAUGGGCACCGAAUUGGCUCCACAGACAACGCGUUUCGAAGCUGGGUAUUUGAUGCCACUCAAGUCAUCAAAUCUUCCCUGAACCAAACGAUCCCACUGUCUCUCAGGUUUGCUUCUGCCUACUCCACUGCCUCGAAAUUGGCCCAUGAGCCAGGUAAUAUGUGGUUUCCAAACAAAUCAGCAGACAAAAAAAGAACCACCACCCUGCAACCCUUUGAGUACAGCUACCGCAAUUGGGCACGUAAGCAGCAAUCGGAUUUUGGAUGGGAUUGGGGGCCUGCAUACCUGCCCUCUGGCCCGGUACAACCAGCCUAUUUGAUCGGUCUUUCUGCGCCGGCCCAAUCGAACCUUGGCCUCGUCAAACAGACCAAGGCUGAUCCACGCCGAGCAAAGGUAAAAGCGCCCACGGCUAAAAAACAAAAGAAUUCGUCUCUACCGGUCGACAAGAAACUUGAAAAGGCCGCCAAUGCACCCAAUCCACCUUCUCUCUGGGUUCAUAGGACCGUAAUCGACAUCUAUCGACAAGGCAUAAAACAUACAACUGAUCUAUUGCUUGCGUCGCCCCUCUUAGAUCAACGCAAUAAUUUGUUACCGGAUCAAAGCGCGCCCUGGGUAAUUAACAUCACCCUCCCCAUCACCUCCCCAAAAUCCAUUAAUGCCACUUUAUCGGGCGUUCUUUCGGGCACGUCAAUCAAACUACCAGCUACUCAACUCAGUACACUCAAGACUCCUCAGUAUAGAGACUACGGCCCGGAUUAUUCACUCACAGUCGAAUACGUUGUCGAUCCCGAAGAAAUUGAGCUUUGGUACCCUGCUACCUUGGGAAACCCCAAGUUGUAUGAUCUCGAAUUGACGCUGAAACUUGAAGGCCAACGUGCAAGCUCGAGCAUAGAUGAAGGGCUGACUUGGAAGGAGAAAGUCGGGUUUCGAACUAUCGUCGUUGAUCAGAGUCGAUAUACCCAGGAAGAGGUUUCUCGUGGAGUUCAGCCUGGUACCCGCUUUACUUUCAUCGUCAAUGGCAAGCCCUUCUAUGUCCAAGGUUCCAGUAUGAUCCCGAUCGACAAUUUUGCCGCUCGUACCAAUUCUACCACCAUUCGCUGGCUAAUCGAAUCUGCCCUGUUGGCCCAUCAGAACGUCAUCAGGAUUUGGGGUGGUGGUGCCUAUCAGACCGAUGAGUUUUACGACAUUUGUGACGAGCUCGGUAUCCUGGCUUGGUCGGAAAGUGUCUUUGCCUGCGGCGCUUAUCCUUUGUCCCCUGAAUCCUUUCUGGAUAACAUCCGCGCAGAAGUCUCUGAGAAUGUCGCAAGGUUGAAUCGUCAUCCUAGCACCGCUCUAUGGGCCGGUAAUAAUGAGGGAGAAGGAUAUCUAAUCGACGUUAAUAAGACCUGGGCAAAUGGUUCAAUCUACUUCAACCAGUAUGAUCAUCUCAACAAUCACGUCUUGCGAGACCUUGUCUUGGAUAACACACGUUCAAUAUCAUACAUUCCCUCGUCAACCACUCAAGGUUAUUUCACGCUUGAUCCAUACGUCUCCCGCUACUAUAACUCCACGCCCGGAGAGCUUUAUGGCGACAAGGAGCACUACAACUACAAUACCUCCGCCAGUUUUGACAUCACAUCUUAUCCAGUCGCCCGCUUUGUUAACGAGUUUGGCUUUCAUUCGAUGCCCUCUAUUUAUACCUGGGAUCGUAUCCUUGAAUCCCCUGAGGACUACGAUUUCAAUUCUACUGUAAUCCGGGCUCAUGAAAAACACAACCCUGCAGAAUCUCUUGUAUAUCCAUGGCCAGCAGAUGACGGUCAGAUGCAGCUUACCACUGGGGUGACGAGACACUAUCCUACCCCAAACAUCACCGGCGAUUAUCACACACUUUUGGCUCAGUGGUCUUACUCUACUCAGGUCUUCCAGGCCGCUUUCAUGGCUUCAGAAAUUCAUUACUACCGGUUGGGAGCCAGCCGCGGCGAAAACAACAUGGGUAAGUCCGCUCUUCAAGUGAAUGACGUGUGGGAGGGUCAAAGUUGGUCGUCGAUAGAAUAUACCGGAAGAUGGAAGAUCUUCCAUUACCUCGCCGAACGCGUCCAAUCCCAUGUCAUCAUUUCGCCCAUCUUUCAUCAGACAAAUAAUACCUUGGACAUUUAUGUUACCUCUGACCUUUGGCAAGCAGUCGAAGGUACCGCGGAAUGGACCUGGUACGAUUUUGCGGGUCGACAAUUGUCGAAAACGACGAAGAAAUUCUCAGUCGGAUCACUCAACUCGACUCACCUAUAUCAUUCUGCGGGUCUCUCGACGAUCGUCCCCAAUGGUCACCCUCCAAAUGACGCUUGGAUGCAUCUCACCAUGACCACUAGCGAUGGCAAAUACACCAACGAACAAUUCUUCCACCCCGUCGCCCUAAGAGAUUGUAAGUUGCGCGCCACUAAGGUCCAGAGUCGGCCGAUCGGCCAUAAUCAGGUCUCAGUAGAAGUCGCAAGUGGCGGUGUUGCUGCUUGGGUCAAUGUUGAGCACCCUCCAGGCGUGCGAGGUUACUUCAAAGACAUGACGACAAAACUGCCUUCAAAUGACUUCUUUCUCAGGCCGGAUGAGAAAAGACAGCUGGAAUUUGUCUUGCGAGAUCAAGAUCAUGACGAUGCGGCUCAGAAUCUAGAGUCCAAGAUGGUUGUUCGUACUUUAUGGGACAACCAACAUCCCACUAAAUAA